UAAUGAGGUUCCAACAUAAAAUUUGUUAUGGAAAUAUAAGAAAUUAAUAUAACUAAUAAUCCAUAAAUUAAAGAUAAAUGGGGCAAGCGCAGGGAAUUAUAAGAGGUGGACUGGUAGAGCCAUGGGUUGUCAUCUUCUGAAUAACUGGCUUGAAGCAACAGCUAUAGAAUGUGACAAAGAGGGGCCAUCAAUUCACAUUACACUUUCUUCCAUUGGCCAAUAAUAAAAAUCUUUGUGCUUCCAUUACUUCAAUCAUGGUGCUACCCUUAUCUUUAUUCGUUGAUGAAGGGGAAAAAAGGAUUCAUCAAGUUAUAUUGAUUUGUUAUUACUACUACUGCUAGUUGCCAAAACGACAAGUAACCUGAAUUUCAGUCCUUUCAAGUGAUAGUUGAUGUUGAUAUCUGAUAAAGAUAAAUUUCUCUCUUUCUUCUACCUCUUGCUAAUUUGUUAUUUCCAAAUAUGGAUUCAACUAGGAGCUCACUGGAUAAGAGAUCAAGCUACUUCACCCCAAGCGAAAAACUUUGUGCAGUGUUUAAAGCAAUAAUAGAAACUGUGAUCUUCAGUUUUCUAGGUUGCUUUAAUUUCCACCGUCUUCCUCCUAAGCACCAUUACAGCUUCAAUGACCUCAAUCGCAUUGCUAGCACAACUCUGUUUUCAGUCAAUGAGGUAGAGGCAUUGCUUGAUCUAUUCAAGAAGUUGAGUAGUUCAAUUGUUGAUGAUGGCCUUCUACACAAGGAAGAGCUCCAGUUGGCCUUAUUGAGAACUGCAUCAAGCAGAAACCUUUUCCUGGACAGGAUAUUUGAUCUUUUUGAUGAGAAGAAAAAAGGGGCGAUUGAAUUCGAGGAUUUUGUGCAUUCACUCAACGUUUUUCAUCCUAGAGCUUCUCUAGAGGACAAAAUUGACUUCGCAUUUAGGUUGUAUGAUUUGAAAGAGACUGGAUAUAUCGGACGGGAAGAAGUCCGGCAAAUGUUAAAUGCCAUCUUUCUGGAAUCUGACUUGCAGCUUUCAGAGCAAUAUCUUGAAGCAAUCAUCGAUAAGGUGGAGAGAGAUUUCCAUUGUUAAAACUGUGUAUUCUUACAUUUGCCGAUGCUGACGCCGACAACGAUGGUCAGAUUAAUAAAGACGAAUGGAAGGCAUUUGUUGUUCAGAACCCAACCCUUUUGAAGCACAUGACUCUUCCAUACUUAAUGUAACUGGCUUCCUUCCACAUGCAUCGUCGGAGCCUUGACGUUGCUAAGAUUUUGUUCAUUGAAGAACUUAAUGUAAAUGAUUAUUUUGCAGGGAUAUCACCACAGCAUUUCCCAGUUUUAUUUUCAACACUGAAGUUGAUGACUGAAACUUUUGGCUGCAAUUUUCUGCUAAGCCAAAAUAUUGAAGACAACUUCAACAGAUUAGCAUAUUCUCAUGCAUCCCACAAAAAAAAAAACCUUCAGUUGCAACGGCACUUGGAAUGUAACCCCAAGUUUUGACACUGUUCACGCUGCCUUUUCUUUUUCCUCAAUUGGUGGGUCAUACAUUUUAAUCGUCGGAUAGCUAAAGCUCCCUCAUUGUUUCUUUUUAAUUUUAUUUUAUUAUUUCCUCGAACUUUAUACCUUACGGUUCUAAAUUGUUAAUACAACUCCCUGAAAACAACUUCAAAGCCACUGAAUUAAAACUAAUUGGCUCUUCUCUUUU
Messenger RNA from Hevea brasiliensis (rubber tree), 1674 nucleotides. RefSeq names its product calcineurin B-like protein 10. Gene Ontology annotation, molecular function: kinase binding; calcium ion binding. Bases 460 to 1062 code for a protein of 200 amino acids. NCBI's taxonomy places the organism in Eukaryota, Viridiplantae, Streptophyta, Magnoliopsida, Malpighiales, Euphorbiaceae. The transcript has 8 exons. Gene Ontology annotation, biological process: calcium-mediated signaling. The record is from RefSeq and is a predicted model, not a curated record.